This is a messenger RNA of Neoarius graeffei (lesser salmon catfish), 2076 nucleotides long. RefSeq names its product arrestin domain containing 1a (gene arrdc1a). Gene Ontology annotation, cellular component: cytoplasm. Bases 60 to 1415 code for a protein of 451 amino acids. Gene Ontology annotation, biological process: protein transport. NCBI's taxonomy places the organism in Eukaryota, Metazoa, Chordata, Actinopteri, Siluriformes, Ariidae. Gene Ontology annotation, molecular function: ubiquitin protein ligase binding; ubiquitin-like ligase-substrate adaptor activity. The record is from RefSeq and is a predicted model, not a curated record. The transcript is spliced from 8 exons.
UCCUGAGGCGGAUCAGUUUCGUGCAGCCACCCGAGCGCGGUGGUGGGAAGGAAAACAAGAUGGGGAAGCUUCAGGAAUUUCACAUCACUCUAAACGACAAUAAAGUGGUUUAUAGUCCUGGAGAGUCCAUUUCCGGGACGGUGAAAAUCUCCACUGCUCAGCCCAUCCAGUGUAAAGCAAUCAAGGUGAACUGCUACGGGUCCUGCGGCGUGACCAACAAAGUGAACGACACGGACUGGCUCGAGGAGGAGCAGUACUUCAACAGCUCGCUAUCUGUAGCUGAUAAAGGUACUUUGAAACAGGGUGAACAUACUUUCCCCUUCAAGUUUCUCAUACCAGCCACAGCUCCAACAUCCUACGAAGGGCCGUAUGGAAAGGUUAUGUACAAAAUUCGAGCGUUUAUUGACACGCCCCGCUUCUCAAAAGACUACAAGACGGAGAAGCCCUUCUACAUGCUGAACAACAUUAACCUUAAUGAAGUGCCAGACAUCUAUGAGCCAAAUGUUUCAAAUAUAACAAAGAAUUUCACAUAUAUGCUGAUGAAGAAUGGGACAGUCGUCCUGGUGGCUAAAACAGACCAGCGUGGAUACGUGGAAGGUCAGGUCAUUAAAGUGUCCACAGAGAUCGACAACCAAUCGGGGAAGAGCACGGGCCAUGUAGUGGCUUCUUUAAUUCAGAGGGUGACGUAUCACACAAAGAAACCGACACAUGAACUGAGAACAAUAGCAGAGGUGGAGGGAGCUGGAGUGAAAGCAGGCAAACAGGCCGAGUGGAAAGAGCAGAUUAUCGUUCCUCCUCUUCCACAGUCGUCUCUGGUUGGAUGCAACCUCAUUGAGAUCCACUAUUUCAUCCAGGUGUCUUUGAAGUACCCAGAAACAUUACUGACGCUGCCAAUUCAUAUCGGGAACGUUGCGGUUGAUCCGAGUCUCCGUCCUCCUCCUAAAGCCGCCAAGACAGCGCCCACUCCAGCACCACGGACUGUAUCUCCACUGAACGUUCCUGUUGCCUCUCCUCUUCCAUCCGGCUCCCCCAGUCUGCCUCCUCGCCCCGCCCCUCGGCCCCGGCCCCGCAGCAUGUGCGUCACUCCAAGCGCACCCCCAGCAGAGCCAGGCAUGAUGGGAGCUGGGGAUCCACAGAGUGAAGCGAUUCCUACGAAGGUCCACUCUCAGCAUCAAGGCCCCGUGUCUCCCAACGCCUUUAGCUACGCCCCGGGCCUCAUGUUCCCGCAGAUUAACAGCAACCCCUCAGCACCUCACUUCUCUCUCUCCACCGGGGCCACCAUCCCCUUCUUUGCGGAAGGAAACAACACUCCCGUGCCCACUUCCUGCCCCUUCAUCUUGCCUCCAGAUUAUAGAAGCUCAACACACCCACAUGACCCUCCACCAGCUUAUGAAGAUAGCCUUCUUACCACAUAAAUGACUUCCGCUCUGUACUAAACAACAGCUGAUAACUCCUUUUGGGACUGAUACCCUUUCAUAACCAGUCAAUGCACGUUUUGGACAUCGUUGUCACACUAGAAGUCCAUGAUCAGAGCAAACAGGUUCACUGAAAGAUUUCUUUGUGAAGCAUGGAAUGGCAUCUCAACUCCAUUUUUUUUUUUUUUUCAAACUCUGAAUAUCUUGUCUUGAUGUUUUUCCCACUUGUUGUUCUUGUUCAUGGGAGAUAUUGUUCAUUUGUAUUGGUUCUAUACAUUUUGUUUAUAGCCCACUGAAAAAGGUUUGUUUUAAAUUAGGAUAAUUGCUGCUAUUGGCAAACAAAUAAAAAUGUGAUUUUAAGAUUUCACUUCUUACUGACGGUAGUUAGAGAAAAUGUUCUAUGCCUUGUUAAAUGUUCCUGUUGUAGUUUUAAAAAGUUUUUAGAGGUUGAUCUGAAUUUUUUUUUUUUAAAUACACUACAAAAUUUGUCGGAAAUAAAGGAAGUAAUUUGUAUUUGCUUUUUCAUUAGCUUUCCUUUAUCUCUGUGCUUCUGUAGAAUAUAUUUGUGACUUGUAAGCACUAUUAUUUUCCAGUUAUUUUAAUACAGACCACGAAGAAUACUUUGAUUUCAGUACUGAAUGCAAUAAAAUUAUAUUAUUUA